AUGGAGGGGCAGCGCUGGCGUGGCCCGGGCUGCUGGCUGCUCUGCUGGGGCUGGCUCCUGGCGGCCGGGCACCUGCGGGGGGCAGAGGCGGGCUGUGGCCGGCGGGGGAGCCCCCGCUGCUGCCCCGGGCGCAAUAACGCGUGCGCCGACCUCAGCGGGCCCCGGGCCCCCUGCUACUGCGACACUCACUGCGAGAAGACGGGCGACUGCUGCGAGGAUUACCCCGGCGUGUGCCAGCGAGCGGCAGCCAUCCACUGCGUGGUGGGACUCUGGGGUCCUUGGAGCGAGUGUAGCUCCCUGUGUGGGGUCGGUAGCGAAGACCGGACUCGGCAAGUCACUAUCCCACCCCGAAACGGAGGGACCCCCUGUCCAGACCUCAAGCAGCGGAGAGGGUGCUUUGGGGAGAACCCAGCCUGUGAUACAGCUCAAGAGGUGGCUAAGAUUUUGCCAGAUUCUUUUAAAAGGGACUUUAAGGACCCUUGGAGAAGACCUCACAUGCUGGUGAAGGAGAAGCAGCCAAGUUACUGCGUCUAUUUCCGCCUGAAGCAGGUGAGAGCCGCCUGCCGCCUGCACUUGUGGAGCAGCCAGCUGAUGAGAGAGAGGCGAGUCUGUGUGGAGUGCCGACCGGACGCUGUGGGCAGCGGGGCCCGAUGCAAGGGGGACGGGCUGGAGGGAGCCAGGACGUUCUGGACUGCUACCUCCAUUGCUGGGUGCCAGGGUUCGUGGAUCCAGGAGUCUCUGCAUGAGAACUGUGUGUGUCCUCCGCUGUCACUCAUCUUUGUGUAACCUUCUGUCAACCUGGGUCAUGAACUUUCAAGGAGAAGGGGAGAGUGACCGAUUGAAGCUGAUGACCCAGCCUUUUCUGGUUAUCACUAGAAAGCAGGCAGAAGAAGUGAAGGGCAGACCUCCUCUGAAUGAAGUUCUUGCUACACUUUUUACCUCGUAUCACUUUCAUUAGAAACUCUCACUUCCUAUGAAAUUUAUAUUUUUGGCCACAUACCUAUGUAUUGCUUGAAAACACAAGCCUAUCUUUGUUCUUUUGAACUUUAUAUUGCUGAAACCUUGCUACCUACCUCCAGCACUGCAGCUAGAAUGGAAGACCACUCUUCUUCUGCGUGUCCCAUUAUUUUGCAGAUUUUAACAACAAAAGAAAAGAAGAAAAUUGCAAUAACCCUAUUUAAAAAAACAUUUCUUUAAAAAGAGAAGAAAUUUAUUAGAACCCCAGCACCAAAGUUAAUGAUGGACGAAUAUUGGAAUGAGGCCAAAUCUGAGAGAGGAAGUGAUGUCAUGGCUAUUUGGAAUGACAUGGGACAUGUCAGUUAGCUGUGGAACUGUUUCCAAAAAAAAAACCAAGUCUUUCGACUGCUUUUUGAAAGGAAUGUGUGAAUGGCCAAAGUCUUAAAAGAUGCAACUUUUCUUCUCUGUGCUUCCGAGCUUUUACAGUUGAUUGUGUUGCUUUUCUGUUGAUACUUGAGUGAUUCAAACAGGAUGGUGUAUUACAUGUCAUUCAAUCUCCUCAAGAUCAGAGUAAAGGCAGUGACAAAUCUGCACUUCUGUCUUGGGGAAAAGUCCAGAAAAUAGCGUAAGAGUUUUUUUUCUCCACUUGUUGUUUGUAAUGCUUUAACAUGAGUGAUAUAAUAUAUCUAAAAAUAUGAGCUCGCUCUUGCGCUCUCUCUCUCUCUCUGCCACAGUAAAAUAUCUCAGCCACACUUGCACCCCAUUUUUCAGAUGACAGUAACACACAGUUCAGGACCUUCAAGCUUUCUAUUUAUUGAAUAGGGUUAGACUUCAGUGCACUUUGGUCUUGAGUUUUCUGAAGCCCUUGGAAUAGCCACCCCCUAAUCUGAGGACUUUAAAAAGCAAGAGGAAAAUGGUUAAUGCUUUUUUGAUGGUGGAUCAUGUCCCAGAGACCUGGGGACUUUGGAAUAACUGCAACUGACAACUACUUUGCUUAAUGUCUGGAAAAACAGUCUAGGAUAGUUUUGGUUCCUAGGUUGUAUGUGAUCACGUGAUGACAUACAGAAUCCUGAGGCUACUCUCCCAGGUCAGACUGCAGGUGAUUUUCCCGCUUCUACACUGUGUUUCCUUGGGCCUCUUCCUGAUGUGGUUCCCUCCACUCUGUGGGCUUCUCCCAUGGCAUCGUUAUUCCCCACGGCAUGCUGUGCUUGCUCCUUCCAAAGGAACUUCAGUCCAAAAGUUGGUUUUUUGCAAAUUACAUUUAACAUAGGUUAUUAAUUGAACAAUAAAACAUCUCCCAGUUGGGGAAGAGGCCAUACAAUCUGAAAAGCCGGAAGACUGACCAUUAUUCAGAGAGAAUUCAUUUAUUAAACAAAUUUGUUAGCUGCACCUUAGUUUAUCCGUAGAAACACAGUUGGCCUUUUACAACCUCUGGUUUGGCUAAGGAGCACAAUAAAGGCCUGAUUCUGUGUGAUGCUGAGCACCUGUAACUCUAUAAAUAUCACAGGAUUUGACUCUACAGGGCCUACCGUGUGCUUACUGAAGUCAUUAUAAAGGCUUCAGGGGGCUUUGGAACAGGCCCUGUGUCCAUUCUUUGCUGUCCCUUCACUGCAUCCGUUCUACAUCCGAUAAAAUGAUUAGAUCUCCACUGGCUUUUUAGUGUAACAGAAACACUUUUGCAGUGGAAUAUUAUGCAAGGAUCAGUGGUUCCUGCGUUAACAAUCUGGGCCUCAGCUUUGCCUUGCUAUUUAUGUGGCAGUGAGACUGUUAUCUGAUGGCAAUAUUCCCUUUGUCUGUCCACUGAUGUUAUCUCUUCAGCAUCUUCUGUUCCAUUUGAGUUGAUGGCUCCUGUAUCCUCCUCUGUCAUAUUGUCUGUGUCCAAUUCAGGGGCCAUGUUCUCCUUUUUCUAAUGGAGUUGUGUAUGCUGGUCAAAUCUGUUCUCGGGAAGUCAGGUUCAAAUCUCAGGUAAAACAAAACAAACCCACCUAGACAGCACAUAUGUACGUGCUCCAACCUGCCAGUUGGCUCCUUCAUGGGUCCUUCAUAGGAGCUCAGUCAUAUGGUCCAACUAUCAAGCCCCUUCCCCCCCCUCCUCACCCACCUCUGUGUCCUGACAUGACAGAAACUGAGCCUUCAUGGAUGUUAUUCAUAGGCAGAAAUUGUUUUCAGUGAGGCCUAAGGGCAUUAGACACCAGUCUCCUGUUGACUUUCAGUGGGAGUUGAGCUCCUAACUCACUUGGCUCCAUUGAAAUCCCCAGCUAUAGAUGUUCAGGCCAAAGGAAAGAUUAUGAUCCAACCUUCUGCCUUAUAUCCAACCUCCUGCCUUAUAAACGAUCUCUACCAAAUAUCUUUUUUUUUUUUUUUAAGCACUGACCAAUAGGCUCCUUGUUCUUUUACUGGCUUUUUCUGUUGCUCUAAACUCCACUGAGCUCCAUAUAGCACAAGAGCUUGUCACCAUCUCUGUAUGUACCAGAGCGCUGGCAUUUGGAAUUCAUAGUGUUGCUCCCAUGUCUUUUUCAAUGAACACAAUUCUGGAGUGAAACAAUUUCCAGCUUUUAAUAUUGUAGUAAUUGUUCUGAACCUUAUCACUUCAUGUAUCCACAGCCAUAUUCUGUGCUAGGUCUGCUGUUGUACAAAAACGUGUACUUGAGUUACUUUGAAUAAAGACAGUAAAAACCU
Molecule: messenger RNA, 3636 nt
Organism: Chelonoidis abingdonii (Abingdon island giant tortoise)
Lineage: Eukaryota; Metazoa; Chordata; Testudines; Testudinidae
Product: somatomedin-B and thrombospondin type-1 domain-containing protein-like
Source: RefSeq, a predicted model, not a curated record